Molecule: messenger RNA, 3741 nt
Organism: Brenthis ino (lesser marbled fritillary)
Lineage: Eukaryota; Metazoa; Arthropoda; Insecta; Lepidoptera; Nymphalidae
Source: the annotation of a GenBank genome assembly
AUGUCGUCUUUAUUACGUUCUACCAAAUUUGUGCGAUACUUCACUGGUGCGGCAAGAACUUUGAUAUUAAAUUCGGCUAAAACUGCCGAUGCAACUUUACUAAGUAAUUCUAAAGCUUUAAGUGCUGCAAAUAAUGUCCUUCUUCGAGAUUAUGCUACUAAAAAGAGUGAAAGUUUAGAACCAUUACUACAAAAAUUAGAUUCUGAAGUGAGACGUUUUGGGAGAAUUACAAAGAAGGACAUAGAUGAAGUAUUUGAUGAGCUUCGGGCUAAAAAUGAUAUCACCAGUUCACAAUCACUAUUAGUUAUAAGAUGUUGUGGAGAACUUGUACCAGAAGAAUUACCUGAACAGCGAACCCUAUUAGUUCAGAAGAUAUGGAAUGUGUUGACUGAAAGAGGAGUACCCAUGGAUGUAUCCCACUACAAUGCUUUGUUACGAGUUUAUAUUGAAAAUGAACAUUCCUUUUCCCCUGCACAAUUUCUUGAAGAAAUGGAGAGAAAAGGAUUGCAGCCCAAUAGAGUUACAUAUCAAAGACUGAUGUGGCGCUAUUGUCAAGAAGGAGAUGUAGAAGGGGCAACUAAAGUUCUGGAAAAAAUGAGGGAACUUAGUAUGCCAGUGUCUGAACCUGUUCUAAAUGCUUUAAUUAUGGGACAUGCUUUUCAUGGUGAUACUGAUGGAGCUAAAGCAGUAUUAGAAACAAUGGCUAGUGCAGGACUAAAACCAUCAAACCGAACUUAUGCACUCUUAGCAUGUGGCUAUGCAAGAAAAGGAGAUAUCAGUGGCGUUGAAAGCAUCAUCAACACAGCGAAGGAACAGGAUAAUUAUUUAACAGAUAAAGAUUUCAUGGAUAUAAUAGAACAAUUAGCAAUUGGAGGGCAUGGUGAUAAAGUCGAACAAGUGUUCCCUUACCUUAACAAGUCCGCUGGCUACAAUCAAGAAGUAUGUAAUCUCAUACUAAAGUUACUCAAUAAAGACAAGGAAGAUGUGGCUAAGAAGAUGAUGUCCACUAUGCCAAAAACAGCAAACAUAGAAGACACCAUGUUCAAAGGAGCUUUCUACAUUAAACAUCUAAUCAAAUUAGACAAAUCAGCAGAUGCAAUCAUACAAUCUUGCAGGGAUUUACAAAGUGAAGGACUCAUCCAAAACGCAAUAUACAUAGCUACCGAGUCAUCCCUAACUCAAGGAAGGAGCGAGUUAGCCGAAAAAUUGUUAAAGGAACUGAAAAAAGACGGUAUAGAAGUCCGUCAACAUUAUUACUGGCCAAUCCUAGCACAGAAAAGCAAGGAAAAAGACGAAGAAGGCCUUUUACAAGUUGUAAAGAACAUGGUGUCCGAAGGACUUUCACCAUCAGGCGAAGCAUUGAGAGAUUAUAUUAUCCCAUUAUUAUUACAAACAAAUAGCCCACAAAAUGCUAUUAUAAAAUUGCAAUUAGCAAAUGUACCAACAAUUCACGCUGCAAGAAACGUUAUGCUAGAAUUAUUGGAAAAUGGGGAUAUCAAAAAUGCUGCCGAAGUAGCGUUGACAUAUCGACCAAGAGGCCAAUAUCCAUUGUUAACCAGGCCCUUAAUCAAUGCUUUAAGUAGAACAAAAGAUAUCAAUUCCUUCGUACGAAUACUACACGUUACAAAUUCGCCACAGGUUCUACAAGAAGACACAAAUGAAGAUGUUCAAACAGAGGACUCUACUAACGAAGCGGGUAGGCUCAUUAAAAUCGCAAUCAAAAAUAUUUGGAGGGAUAACUUAACCGAAGAACUUCUAACGCAAGUGCUGUCUAAAGGCAUACGUAUCAGCACAACAUCUGCUCAAGAAAUAGAAAAUUAUCUUGGCAAUAAUAUGACGACUGAAAUAUCAGAAUUACUAUCAAAACUGACAUCACCAGAUUUGGAAGUGGCACCGUUGGAAACCGUUCGUCGCAAACAAGGACCUCGUAAUGCGGCAGAAUUGGAAAAAAUAUUGAACAAUAAUAAAAACACAGAUAGCAGUAAUAAUCGCCUCAGAAAACAAAUUUUGUUAACCUACUUAAAAGAAAAUAACACUGAAAAAGUAACAAGUUUGUUGGAAGAGUAUAAGAGUUCUGGUUUUGAGUUCAACUUGUCCCUUCUAGCACAGGUGUUUGAAUUAUAUUGUGAAAGCAAUGAAAUUGAAAAAGCCAAGGGUAUACAACAGGAAAUGAUGUCUAAAGAUCCACAGUUUGUUUUGAAUAAUUAUAAGAAAAUUGUGAUGACAUAUGCCUUAGUUCGUGCGAACAGAGACGAUGAAGCUAUUCAAUAUCUAAAAGAUAAUAAGCCACCUUCAGAAAAUGACGGCCAAAACUUCUUAUUGAACUCAAAGUCUUGGCAAAUGCUUAACACUUUGGCUGAAAGGAAAGAUGUUGCAAAAGUUAAGGAAGUAACUAAAUUGUUAAUUGAGAACAAUUAUAUUGAGCCAAACAAUGUGCUACUCGGCCCGUCCAUUAAGGUACAUUUGCUCAAUGAAGACACAGAUGGUGCUUUAUGUGAAUUUGAAAAUUGCUGCAAGCAAUACAGAAGUACACCUUGGAAAGGUGAAUUGAUGAAAGUGCUAAUUUUGAAGGAGGAUGCAUCUAAAUUACAAUGGCUGGCCGAUCUAAGUACUCAGAUCCAUGGAGAAGUGAAUAUUCUUCACGAUCUAGUGUUAGCCUUCGUCGAGUGCGGCAAGCUGCGUCAAGCGCGUCGUAUUCUAGAGACUCCCGGACUUCAUACUCGGCAGAAGCGACUGCAAGACGCCUGCCAACGAUAUGUUGAGGAAGGAAAGUCUGAAUACCUAGAAGGACUUUUAGAAGCAACAAAAGAGUUGUCUCAUAUUGAUCGAUCAAACAUCUUCUAUCACCUGCUCGUUACUUACUGCAAAGCUGACGAAACGGACAAAGCGUUGGGACUAUGGACACUUCUUCAAGAAGAAGGCGAAGUUCCAAGCGAUAAAUUUUUAAGUUACCUCGGAAACCAUCUUAAAACUAGAAAUAGAGACAUACCCUUUAUUAUGCCUGAAACUGAAGUCACUGAAAUAAACACACAAAAACCCACUCAGAAAGUUCAAAAGAAAUAUAAAGAACCACAGAAACCCACUAAAAAGGAGAUUUCCGAUCAUAUCGAGAAAUUGACUCAAGAAGGAAAAACUACUCAAGCAAUGGACUACACUAUGAAGAAUAUAGAAGAAGGUAUGGAACAUAUGGAUAAUAUUUUAAGGGUCAUUGAAAGUUCUGACAAUAAUGAAGAAAUUGAAGUAGCGUUAAGGAGUUUCCCUAGAAGUAGUGCAUUGGCAGCAGCCGUACAAAAUGGUGAACUGAGUGCUAAAUGUCACAAGAUAGCAGAAUUAGCUGCUUCCAGAGGUUAUACUUUGCCAGCUAAUUUACUAUGGAUGGAAUAUUUACUAGUUGGAAAAUAUAAGGAAGCGAACUCCCUAUGGCAAAAAUGUUUGAUAAAUUCCAAUAUAGUUGUAUUCAGAAGGCUAUUGCAAGAAUGUCAUAUGAAAAAUCAACCCGAAACAAUAGAAAACAUGAUAGAAAUAUUAAAAACUAACUCGUCUAUUUCACCUGCUUCUGUUGGAAACGCAUAUUCCAGAUUGAUCAAUUUGUAUCUUUUUAAUAAUAAACCCGAUAAAGCAUUGGCAGCGUUCAACAAAGCUAUUGAAAGCGGACUCUCUAAAGAACAUUUUAACAUAUCGAGUAUUAAAAGAUUAAAGGAAAACUUAGAACAAGCAGGCAAACAGUUUGAUUUUUCAAUA